GGCGGCCGCCUCCGCCGACUGGGUUGCGCGCGGGUGUGGCGCUUGCAGUGGGCAGGCCGGAGGCGCGUUGGAGGCCCGCGGGGAAGCGGGGCCAGCGGGCGGCGUUGCUCGAGCAGGUGUUCUGCGAGGAGAUCAGGAACGCCUCGCGGGAGGUUUAUUUGGCGACGCUGCUGCGCAUUGAUAAGGAGGGCCUGAAGGCGCCGGCGGCCUGCGUGCGGGGGCAGGUGCGCGACGCUCUCCUGGGCUGCCGCAGCGCGCCAGAGGCCGAUCCCGCGCGGCUGGCAGGGCACCCGGGGCAGGCGCUCGCGCCCGUCGGGGUGCAGAAGCUGGCGGUAUUCAGAGAAUACCGCGCGCCAGUGACAGGCGCCCGGCGGGCCCGCCACCUCGCGGCCCCCUACUUGAACAAGAAGAGCAAGUUCGUGACGCUCAAGCGGAAGCUGAUUUCGCACGCGAAGACGUUCUGCUCGCGCAAACUAGCGGUGUGGACGUUCGGGGGCGCUGACGAGCUCGGGAAGAUCAUCGACGAGGCAUGGGCGUGGGUGAACGUGGACGCCGUCUUAAAGGGCGCGAUGAAGACCCGCGUGCAGGGGGCGAAGGAGGCGCCGCGGGCGCCUUGUGCCUGCGGCGGCCGCUGGCUGCGCCGCGUCCGCGAGAGCUUGUCGAUGAGUGGCAUCGACGUUCCAGCCCUGUGCAACAGCAUUCUGAU
This is a messenger RNA of Prorocentrum cordatum, 706 nucleotides long. NCBI's taxonomy places the organism in Eukaryota, Dinophyceae, Prorocentrales, Prorocentraceae. The record is from the annotation of a GenBank genome assembly.